Messenger RNA from Impatiens glandulifera, 528 nucleotides. RefSeq names its product condensin complex subunit 2-like. Gene Ontology annotation, cellular component: condensin complex. The record is from RefSeq and is a predicted model, not a curated record. The transcript is spliced from 3 exons. Gene Ontology annotation, molecular function: chromatin binding. NCBI's taxonomy places the organism in Eukaryota, Viridiplantae, Streptophyta, Magnoliopsida, Ericales, Balsaminaceae. Gene Ontology annotation, biological process: mitotic chromosome condensation. The coding region runs from base 52 to 528 and encodes 158 amino acids.
UCAUGGUAAUGACUUGUUUAACUUAUUUUUGUGGCUUUUGAUGAUAUUUUAAUGGUCAACUUAAUUUUAUUGCAGUGCUCUGACAGAAGGAAAUGGAGAAAGUCAUCAUGGGAAGAUAAUGCAUCAUGGGAAGAUAAUGCAUUUAUUGGCGAGCUUGACAAUGAAGAUGAUCAUACUGAUGUGGAGGACUUGAACAAUCUUGUUCCUCAGCCUCGUCGGGUAAAUAAGCUUGAAGUCAAAUACGACAAAUUAUCUAAACAAGUUGAUGUUCAGGCAUUAAAAGAAAAACUUUGGGUCUCCAUACAAGCAUACAACGAAAUGACCACUCAAGAUGACGAAAAGGAGACGGUAUCCUUCAGGGAGGUGUUAGCUAGCUUCUCAAGUGACAACUGCAAGGCAGAUGGAACUGAGGAUAUCUCUGUUCACUUGCGCUUCAUGUGCUUAUUGCAUUUAGCCAAUGAGCAUGGAUUGAGCUUACUCGGCUGUAGCGAAUUUGACGAUGUAACCGUACAUUUACCAUCAAAAUAG